AUGGAAGCAACUCUCAAUGAACGUAAAGAAUUAAUUAAAAAACAAUUUUGUGAAAUAUGUCAAUUCCCUAAAAAUGUUCAUUAUCAAAUUGCUGCUUGCGGUAAAUGUGGAUUUCCUAAAUCUAAUCUUAAAGAAUUAUGUAAACAAUUAGGAUUAGUUUGCUUAAAUUGUAAUCAAAGUUUAGAAGGAUUUUUAAAAUGUCCAACUUAUGGAGAAGUAAUUCAACGUUUGAAGAAAGAAUGUGCACAGAUUCAUCAUGAAGAUCCUGAUUAUAGAAAGUUAACUAAACUUAUAAAGGAUUACUCUGAUAAAGAAUUCAACUCUCAAAGAACAACUUCAAACAUUACCAAAUCAGAUGAUGAAGCUGUCUCGGAAUUAUCAAAUAUGGUAAAAAAGUUACAAAUUGAAAAAGACGAUAAAUUUAAUAAUAUAUAUAAUAAAUAUAAUCCAAAUGAUCAAUCAGCUUUUAAUUAUUCUUUCAGUCAUAGUAGUGGAGUAAAUGAUGACAUUAUUGUGGCAAUUCCGGCGGCUGUCCAAUGA
Molecule: messenger RNA, 540 nt
Organism: Diversispora eburnea
Lineage: Eukaryota; Fungi; Glomeromycota; Glomeromycetes; Diversisporales; Diversisporaceae
Source: the annotation of a GenBank genome assembly